Gigantopelta aegis is the source of this 870-nucleotide messenger RNA. RefSeq lists its product as uncharacterized. Lineage: Eukaryota; Metazoa; Mollusca; Gastropoda; Neomphalida; Peltospiridae. The coding region runs from base 11 to 469 and encodes 152 amino acids. The record is from RefSeq and is a predicted model, not a curated record. The transcript has 2 exons.
UGUAGAAGAUAUGUGCACGUAUAUCGUUGUACGGAAUACGGAGGGGGAGCAGAGCAAGUAUAAGGGAUACUAUGUAAAUGCAGCCUCCGCUGACGUCUGCAAGGAUUGGUGUGACACAACACCGGGUACUGAUGGCAAACCCUGUGCAGAAGUUGAUUGGAAAAGCGGUGUUUGUUUCAUGUACACCGAAACAACAUCUCUUUAUAAGAAUAGUCCGUCGAACCACUACAUAAGACAAUGCACGCCAGGACCUAUGAAUGCAAUAAUUGGAGCCAAGUUCAACGAAACCUCAGGACGUGCAUAUUGGUUUGAUUCUGAUUCCCCGUUCGAGUACAACAAUUUAGUCAGUGAUCAUACAGCAGGAGGCAACAACCUGUGUGUCGCUUUUACAAGCAAGACGCGUUUCAGAUGGGAAUACAUUCCAUGUUCCGGAUUUAAGGGCAUGUUUGGCUGCGAAAUUCCUUUCUAAAGUCACUACAGUACAUUGCUGUCUGCUUUUGUCUAGCUGCUAAACGUUCGCAAAUAAAAUGCCUUUCAGGGGUUGGGUGUGGGUUUUUUGUGGUUUUGUGUUGUUUGUUUUUGCUUUUUGUGAGGUUUUUGUGGGUUUUUGAGUGGGUUUUUGUUCUUGUGUUGUUUUUGUCGGGGUGGAAUUGUGUUGUUUGUGUUUUGAUUUGUUUGGUUUUUGAGGUGUGGGUUUUUUUGUAUUUUAUUUAUUUAUUAAAAUAGGUUUUCUUUCUCGUCUAGUUGCUAAACUUUCGCAAUUACAAGUUCUUCUAUGUCUUCAUAAAUGUCUUAAAUCGACAGUUUUAUUGAUUCUGUCUUUGUAAUUUCAGCACGACAUGCUAACAAAAUAAAAUUCGUCCAGCCAUC